Molecule: messenger RNA, 2348 nt
Organism: Cajanus cajan (pigeon pea)
Lineage: Eukaryota; Viridiplantae; Streptophyta; Magnoliopsida; Fabales; Fabaceae
Source: RefSeq, a predicted model, not a curated record
GUGAGGCCGAGAGCAAAAAUUGCUUCCAGGGUCGUUCAUGAAGGACGUGGGACGGUCCACGCCAGGCGCUAAAGCUUCAAGGGACUCCUUGUGAUGUUUUUGUUGAAUGUGAGUUUGCUCACACUAGGUGCAGUUCAGCCCAAGAGCAACAUUGUUCUCUAAAGGUUCUAUGUCGGGUGCAAGAUGCGUGCUGCCGAGCACCGUUCUACAGGCCAAGCGUAUGCCAGGGAACAAUUAUAGCUGCAUCCCUUUAACACCAAGGUCUAGAUUGGAAAGGCUUCUGAGGGAAAGAGAGCUAAGGAAAUCCUUCAAGUAUACUCAAACAACUGAGGAAGCAAAAGAUGGCAACAAAGAGGGAGAACAAUUUUAUGGUGAUUCAUGCAUAAGUGAGAAUGAAAAUUUGGGUGUUCAUAAUGAGGAAGAGGCCACAGAAACGAAUGCGGAUGCAAGAUUUUUUACAGAUGAGAGACCAAGCAAACAACGUUUGUUGGUGGUAGCUAACAGGUUGCCUGUGUCUGCGGUUAGGGAGGGUGUGGACUCAUAUCACCUUGAAAUCAGUGUAGGCGGGCUAGUCAGUGCACUUCUAGGUGUAAAGGAGUUUGAUACUAGAUGGAUUGGAUGGGCCGGUGUGAAUGUGCCUGAUGAUGUUGGAAAGAAAGCAUUGACUACAGCUUUAGCUGAAAUGCGAUGUAUACCAGUAUUUCUUGAUGAGGAGAUAGUUAAUCAGUACUACAAUGGCUACUGCAACAACAUCUUAUGGCCUCUAUUUCAUUACCUUGGCCUUCCACAAGAAGACCGACUUGCUACCACCCGAACUUUCCAAUCUCAAUUUGAUGCAUAUAAGAAGGCAAACCAAAUGUUUGCUGAUGUAGUAAAUAAGCAUUAUGAGGAAGGAGAUGUUGUUUGGUGCCAUGAUUACCACCUAAUGUUCCUUCCAAAAUGUUUAAAAGAAUACAAUGACCAAAUGAAAGUUGGCUGGUUUCUCCAUACACCCUUUCCUUCCUCAGAAAUACAUAGGACUCUACCAUCCAGAUCAGAGCUGUUGAGAUCUGUACUUGCAGCUGACCUAGUGGGAUUCCAUACCUAUGAUUAUGCAAGGCAUUUUGUAAGUGCUUGUACUCGUAUUCUUGGGCUUGAAGGCACACCAGAAGGAGUAGAAGAUCAAGGGAAGCUGACCCGUGUAGCUGCGUUUCCUAUUGGGAUUGACUCUGAAAGAUUCAUUCAAGCCCUUGAACUCCCUGAAGUCCAGGCUCGCAUGAAAGAACUGAAAGAAAGAUUUGGAGGCCGAAAGGUAAUGUUGGGUGUCGAUCGUCUUGAUAUGAUAAAAGGAAUUCCCCAGAAAAUCUUGGCAUUUGAAAAGUUCCUUGAGGAGAAUUCACACUGGCAUGAUAAAGUAGUCUUGCUGCAAAUUGCUGUACCUACUAGGACAGAUGUUCCUGAAUAUCAAAAGCUUACAAGCCAAGUGCAUGAGAUUGUAGGACGCAUCAAUGGAAGAUUUGGAACACUUACAGCUGUUCCAAUACACCAUCUGGACCGGUCACUUGACUUUCAUGCAUUAUGUGCACUCUACGCUGUAACUGUUAAGGAGUAUGCAUUGUCCUCAUUUACCUUCAUAGCAAAGUUGGUCGCUUCUGCAGGAUGGACCACUGACUUCUCUAGUAAUACACUUCCACUAUCGCUCUUUUCUACCUCAGAAACAAAAUUCAUGGCCUUAAUUGAAGUAACAGCAGGGUCAGAAGCUGAAUUAACAGUCUCCUCAACUGGUGCCAUUUCAGAUGAAGAUGUGUAUAAAUUUUUUGAGCCAGAGCUCCCUUCUGAAUCAUCUCCAGUAGCAAGAGCCAUGCUAUCAAAAUCCAACUCUUACAGGCCAUCAUCUCUGCCAAAAUUUACAUCCAACAAAACAGCAUCUUCUAAGGCAUCUUACAAGAAACAACGUUCGCUGUCAAACAUAGAAAAGAGAGAGAUUGAUCACUGGAAACCAUCAUAUCGUGAUAGAAUAGCAGUGCAUGAAGGUUCCUCAGUGCUUGAUCUAAAAGGUGAUAAUUACUUCUCUUGUGCUGUUGGACGAAAAAGAUCAAGUGCACGCUACCUUCUUAAAAGCUCAGAUGAUGUUGUAAACCUCUUGAGUGACUUGGCAGAACAUUCUUCAUCACCAAAAACAUAAACUCAAUGUCUUAUAGUUAUAUUUUGUUUUUACUUGGUGAAGUGUCUAUUCAUAUAAAUUGAUUCUGCAAUGCCCUAUAUGUCUCAUUGCUAGCCAUAAACUUGACCAAUAUUUGUAUCUAGGAAACAUUACAUUUUCCCUGUGAUUUGAAUGAAUUCACAAAUUGGCAACGGUACUUUUAGCA